CGGAAUUAUCGGUGGAUCUCGCGAUGAUCGAGUGCAGCCGCCCCGUGGGCGCGGUGGUGAAAAUUCAGUGAAAAACAAAUUUUCCAUCGCCGAGAUUCUCGAGGAGGAGACAGCAAAACGCUGUUUCUUGGUGCGAGAGAGAGAGAGAGAGAGAGAGCGAGCGAAGGAAGAAGAGAGCUGUUACUCCGGUGUCGAGGUUGGAAUCCCGUUCCGAAUUCAGAAAUCGCUAUAAAAAUUACAGCCCGUUAUCCUCUUCGUCGUCUUAAUUUGUCCAAAUUGAAAAGAAGUUGUCCCAUCCAACAUACCAAGUGCAAUAGUGCAACAGUGCAGACAGGUUUUACCGAAUGCAGGAAAAAUGUUGCCAAUCAUGUUUCCAUGCCACUGCCCACGACGACAAAAUGUGCAAAGUAGUAGGCUCGUUGUGGGUUCGAGCAGCUCGAUGAGAAAAAGGCAAUCUGGUUCAUCUGCUGGCCACCAUCAUCCAGCAAGAUUCGUGUGAAACUCCAGCAUCACGGCAUAUCAAUAAGUGCAGUGCGAGCCAGUGUCGAAACUGGAGUCGUGUGUUCUCUCGUUCCGCCGUCGCCAGAUUGCAAAACCGCAAAGUGUCGUUCAAAGCACCGAGUGGGGCAAACCGUGCAAACACCCAAAAGUCGUCGGUAAAAAAAAGGGAAAUACAGCUUGCAAUAAGCUCCAUCCCAAAGGAAACGACGGAGCAAGAAGCAGGCCGGCCAGGCAUCCAUCCCGAGCGGUGAAUCGGUGUCGCGCGCGCGUCGCGAUAAUACGAGAAUCUCUCGCGAGGUGCGUCCUGCUCCGCGGGGUCAAUUUGUUCGCGUUCGCGCCGUGGUUUCGGGUUUCGGAAAACAUUUUUGUGUUGUUCGUUGUUUCGUUUCCGUUUAGUGCGCCGCCGACUGAAGUGAUUUGUUUUUAAUUCUGUUUUCAAUCCCCGUGGUAAAAAGUUUUUUUUUGUUUCCGCGUCGCGGCACAACAAAAAGCCGGAGUGGAAUGAAGACCGAGAUGGCGCCAUAUCCUGGAUAAGGUGUUAUCUGUUGAGCAAUCAAUAAACAACUCAUCAAACACGCACCCGGCUGGAUUGGGUGGGCAUGUUGCAAAUGGAUUACGUCUACUUAGCCCUCCGGCCGCUUCGAGUGCUUCACUGGGAAUAGAGGACGGUGUGCAGCGAGCGUAAGAUCGAUUCGAACGAUUCGUCCUUUCGCAGUCCGGUGAAGGAGAACCUCUUCUACGAUGAAACCCAAAAAGCAACAACCGACGGAAAGGAAGCAGAGUGCGGCGGCUUCUGCAGCGUCCGCAAGCUCGGGAGCAGCGAGUGGCGAUGGAGCGGGAGAACCGCCGCAGAAAGCAAUAGAAUCAGCGGUGGCCACUGGUGGAAGCGCAGUGGUCACGGGUGCCGCAUCGACUCCGGGUGCUGCUGUCUCUGCACCAUCGUCUAGCUCCAAGAAACCCGUAAAACGUCUGCAAUCAAAAGCCAAAGAUCUCACGGUCGGUUCAUCGGCGGAAUCGGCAAACACUGCGACCGGUAUCAGCGGUUCGGGUGGUGGAAAACCGUCGGAAAAACUCCAAUCCAGCAAUGCCGGCGCCGUCGCCGCUGCAGCCACCGGUUCAAUAAGUGGUCCGGUGCAAUCGAGCAAAUCAAAACCAUCUUCGACGGCGUCCAACGCGGGCAUGAAAAGUGCGGCCAGUGCCGGGUCGACGGAACAGCAAACGUCGACCGGGUCGAGCGAUGGACCGAUAGUCGAUAGCAUUACACCGAGUAAACCCACGCCGGCUGGUAAAGGCUCAAAGGCUACCGGUAAGGCUUCUAAAGCCGAUUCGGCUCACGGCUCAUCGGCACCUUCGAGUACGCCGUCCGGCAAGUCGGGCGAAGCGAAGAAAAAACCAUCCGCAGCUUCUUCGAAAGCAACUGCGAGUGCAAGUGCCGGAGGCGGAAGUACCGCGAAAAAAGGCAACUCUCAGGCGGAAAAGCGAAAGCAAUCGACAGCUGGUGCUGGCAUUAAUCCUUCAUUAGAACCAGGCGGCACUGCCGGGCACGGUGCAACGGACGUAGUGACGACGGGUGUAACAGCACCGGCAACGGCGCCACCGACCGCCGAUCGGUUACGGGAGAAGGAGAAAAAGAUUCAAAAGGAGCUCAAGAAUCUCGGCAUUUCCGACAAGACACUUCAUCAAAUCGAUGCCGCCUACCUGCGGACGACGGACGAUACCUCGGUUAACCCUUCGAUCAGCGAGAUGGUUAAGACGAAGUCACGCGCGACCGUCAGCCACGCCAAGUACAGCGAAUCACAGCUGGCCACCGGCGCCGGAUCGUCUAGCAGCAGCUCUACGGCAGGCAAUGGAGGGCGAAAAUCUUCCGUUACAUCCGAGGAUGCCACUGGGGCAUCUGGAGCUACGGAGCAGCAAGGACAGCAGGAAGGCAAGACGGGCCCCGGCACAGGAAAGACCAAAAAGUCAGUCACACUGAAGCUCGAUUCCAUGGAGGAGAAAUCAACACCGGCCAAGGGUGGUGGUAAAUCGCCUAAAGAGGGCACCGGAGAAUCGACACCGAAAGCGACGACCGUCAAAGGUGGCCAAAAGGGAGCCGGAGAAACCGGUGGUAAAACGGCUGCGAAAGCACCUUCGAAGGGGGGAGGCUCGGCGUCCUCGUCGUCGAGCAAAUCGAGCAAAAAAUCGGCCGAGGGGGGGAAGCAAUCUCAGCAACCGAAAAAAGGUGCCACCGGUGGUGGCGCAUCGGUAGCGGCUGUCGGUCCCAAGCCCUCGGUUCCGGUCGAAGAUCGAAAACCGUCGGCCGCCGAAGUGGGAUCGAAACAAGUAACUUUUGAAACUUCACCAUUGACGGCAGGCCCCGGACGCGGCAGUUCCGUCGAACCGGACGAUCCGGAGGAGAAGAACGAGGCCGUUCAGAUUCAGAUCGAUAGCAUUGUGAAAGCGCUGGAGCAGGAAGAAGAUAGCGAUACGGCCGGCGUCGGCGUCGGCAAGAAGGACACUCCAGCAGAGGAGAAUGAUAAGAAGGAUCAACCUUCCGGCAAGGGGUUGCUCACCACAGCACAGGGACCGGCCGCUGCUGCUGCUGCUGGUGGUGGUGGUGUGAAGAAGCAGGGGCCGAAGGGUGAUAGUGACCCCACGAAGCCGUCACCACCGGCACGUAAACCGGCCCUGAAGAAGAGCUCGAGUGGAAGUCACGCCACGAAGGCGAUUCCCUCCACGAAGGAAUCUGGCGAAAAGCGGAAAGGAGGAGGAGGAGGAGGGAUCGCUUUCGUGGUGGAGAAGAAAGAGGUUACGUUCAAGGAGCAACCGCCAGUAGUCUCACCAGCGAAGCGGAAGCACGUCAAAAAGCCAAAGGCAUCCGGUGAGGAAUCCUGCGCUGGCGAAGCAAAACCGGCGAAAGCAGCAAAAGUUAAAGCGAACUCCAGCAAACCGGCGAAACCUUCUCCACCGGCCGUUGCGGCCCCAGGGCAGGGAGGGUCCAGUAAGCCGAAAAUAGUGACAGACUUAACGAAGGCGGCCGGUGCCAAGGAGCCAGCUAGUAACGAAUUGUCGAUUAGCAUCAAGCAGCAGCAGCAGGAACCACCGGUACCGGUACCAGCACUGACGUCUGUUGGUGGCGCCGCCUCUUCGGAAGUUGCCAACGUUACGCAAAAGAUCUCGUCAGAAUCUCAAAAGUCACAAGAUCCACCCCGGAUGGACACCAGUUCGCGGAAAGGGUCGGCUACAACGGCCACCGCCCCUCCGGUGGUUCAUUCUCAGCAGGAUCGUUCCUCGACGGAAAAUGAUGAUGAUUUGCCACUGAGGCAGUUACAGGUGAAGGCGCAACCGGAACUCUUUCCACCGGGACAGUCGCAGGAUAGUCACUCGAAAGCGAAGCCUUCCAUCGGAACGGACGAUAAGGAGCUCGCCGAGAAGUCACUCGAAGUGCAAUCUACUACUACUACUACUUCAAAAACGAAAAGUUCCGCACACACCGGAUGCGCGGGUCCAAUUUUAGCUAGUCUGCUGAAAAGUGGAGGACCGGCUGGCAAAUCGGCAAAGCGAUCGUAUGCCCGGAAACCACCGGUGGCCGCUGCUAGUGCAGCAUCAUCGGGACCGGGUGCUGGUAAAGCAGGAGGGAAACCACCCGCUACUGACCAGCUUUCGUCUCUACAAACCACGGAACUAGUUACUGGUGGUGGUGGUGCUGCUGGCAGUGCCAGGGCGAUUGAUCAGCGUAAGAUGGAGAAGAAGGACGUGUACGAUUUUGACGAUUCCGAUAGUGACACCGGUGCGGCAUUGGUGACGGGAGUAAAGCCAAGCUUUAAGCGCAAAUCCUCGGUAGAUCUUUGUCAGUCCUCCCGUGAAGACAUUUCCCAGUUAGACGAUACGGCGGUGGUCGGGAUGCCUCAUGAUACCUCACAGACUUCAGCGGUUGAGCAACCGGGCAAACCUGGACAGGAUAGUGACAGAGAGACCGAAAAACAGGCGCCCUGUGGCCCUGUUGCGAAAGCCUCCCCUGUUCGCUGUCCGGCACAGAAGAAGCAGAAAAAGCGCCCCACGGAAUCAACACUGUCACAACAGCAGGACUCGAAGAAGUCGGUAAAGUUGAAAACCGAGCUGCGAAGUGGUGGUUCAUCGUCCGGUUCGGAACCGGAGGAUCCGGGUUCGUUGCAGAAGGAGCGCCCCUUGGAUCAGCUUCCCGAGGCAAAAGUGAAGAAAAAGGUGCCAGCGAAACGGUCAGCAGCAAAACAGCAACAGCAGGAGUCAGCAAAGCCGCAUGGAGAAGAUUCCUCGCAAUCUUCGGCCGACGAUGGCGACGACGACGAUGACGAGAAGUUGGUGGUGGCAGAUGCAGCGGAGGAAGGAGAGGAGGUAGGGGAUGGGGCGGAGGAAGUGGAUGACGACGAUGAUUCGGACGGUUACUCGUCCACCGACACGGUACGGACGCGCAUCGCGAAGAAGCGCCAAUCGGCCAAGAAGCGCAACCUGAAGCUGUACGGUUUCUGGUCCGGUCCAAAGCGGCAUCGCGUUGCAUCGCUGAACGCGAUCGCGAAGGUGCACUGUCUGUACGAGAACGAGCGGCCGGCGUUCGAGGCCAGCCUCAUGAAGCAGUCGAGCGGGUCGCGUGUCAUCCGCACGAUCACGAAGGAUGGCGAACGUAUCAAGAAGGAGCGCAUCUGCGACGAGGACGAGAGCGUCGAGGGUGGUGAUGACGAGGGAGCAUCGGGCGCUGAGGUAGCGGCAUGUGAGGAGAAGACGAUCGCCACCGCCGCCCUGUCCAAGAGUGGCUCGAAACAGGAACGGAAACAGCAAGAGCAACCGAUGGCGGCAACACCCGUUGUGACGGCAACACCCACCGCCGUUGCUACCACCGUUGCCGAGCAACCGAAAGAGGAAACGAAACCGACGACGACGACGACGACGACGACGACGACGACGGUGGUGACGUCGGCUGCGAAGGUGAGCGUAAAGCAGGAACUGGCCAAGAAGGAACCGACGAGCAAUCAAGAUAGUAGCAGCAGCGAGUCGUCCGAGGAGGAACCGGUCGUAACGAGGACGUUGCGCUGUGUGCCCGGGUUGCGCGGUGCAGGCAAACACUGGGAUCCGGACGCUUCCAGCAUGGAGUCGGACAUCGAGCAGCUGCCAGACAGCGACGAAACGUACGCCCAGGGCAAGGACACGGAUCCGAUUCGCAAGCGUAAGGUAAAGAAGAAGGUCGUCCGCAAGAGCAAGGCAAAGACGGCGGCCCAGACGAAGCAGGAAAAGGAGAAAGAGAAGGAGAAGGAAAAGGACAAGGAGAAAGGAACCGGUGAUGGGGCGAAGGGAGCGAACGAAAAGUCGGAACAAAAGUCACAACCCAAACCACCCGUGAAGAAGAUCAAGAAAGAACUGAAAGCCCUGCUGACCGACAGCGAGCGGCAGGACGAUGGAGCCGCCAGUUCGUCGUCGACGGGCUCGGAGAAGGGUGUCGCCACGGUACCACCAAGCCCAAAGCCGUCCACCAAGCCCAAAGCACCGGAAGAGGGCGGCGGCGGCGGCGGGGGCGGCACUAAGAAACGCAAACGAGAGGGCCCCAAGGUGGAGGAGGCCGCCAACGAGGUGGUGACCGAUUACAAGGAGUACAUCGGGAAGAAGCGCAUGGCGAGCCUGAACGCAACCGCCAUGCUGGCGGCCACCUACGAGGUGCAGCGCACACUCUACCGUAACACCGACUCGAGUGACUCCGAGUGUUCGGCCGAGAAGGCACCGAAGUCGAAGAAGGCAAAGGAUCAAAAGGAUGCGGCCGCAGCGAAGGAGAAGGCUGCCGAGGCCAAGGAAAAGAAAGAGAUGGCCGCGAAGGAGAAGGCUGCCGAGGCAGAAGCGGCAGCGGUGGCCAAGAAGGAGGCGGCGGCGGCAGCUUUCGUGGUGGAACCGCCGGCUGCAUCACCACCGGACCGCAAACAGGUGGACCUGUCAAUAGGGUUGGCCGCAGCCGCUGCCGCUGCUGCUUCCGAUGCGAAUGCUUCAACAUCCGCGGCCCAGCAGGACCAAGUGCUGACCAAGAAGAAGAAGGUGGUCAUCAAGACGGAACCCAUGCGCGAUCGCAAGGACGAUCCGUUGGAAGUGAAGCGUGAAAUCGAAGAGCCUCGACCGGUGUCGAGCAAUUUGGUUAUCGCACAGGACACGGAAGUCACGAUUACCGGCGUGUACGUUAAUGCUACGCUCGGUACCAACCAGGAAGCAUACUGCAAGAUGCAGUAUCGCGUGCAGCAGAGUGUCACCGAGGAACGGUUGGUACGUCCCGGUGAGGUACCACCCAAGUCCUACACCCCACUAUCGGCACUGUCGAGCAUGCGCCCACCGAACGAUCAGACUCUAUCAACGCCACCACUGUUCGUACCGCCGGUCCAGUGUGACUCGCCGCUGCUGGUACACGGACCCCCGAGACCGUUCUAUCCACCGCCAACGUCGUCAUCGGGCAGCUCGAGCGCAUUCUGUGCCCCGUUGCCGCACGAUAGUCCAGGCUACUAUCAACCGGCUGGUCCGUUGAUAUCACCGCAUCUGCUACCGCCGACGACAUCCCAGCACCACCCAGGUGGUCCAUCGCUGGUGGGAUCGUUGGUGGGAAGCAAGAGCGGUGGAGGAGGUCCGGAACAUUCCGAGCACUCGCCACUGCAUCAUCUUCCGGGUCAUCCGGCGCAACCACCGGCUUCGACGACCGCAGACAGUACGGAUAGUGAUGUACUGCUGACAGGCGGUGACCUAGCGCCACGCGUUCCGGCUCCAUACGCGCACAGCCAUAGGUACGGUCCGGCGACGGGGCCACCACCACAGCAGGCCCCGCCACCACCAUCGGCCGCCAACCUGUAUCAGCGUCCGAUGCAGAUGCACUGUCCACCACCGCCACCAUCGGCUUACCUGGCGGCAAACUAUUACGGCUCACCGUACGGUCAGCCACCGCCACCACCACCACCGCCACAUCACGAGAUGUACUAUGCGCAUGCCUAUCCGGCACACUUCUAUCCGAAGUUCGCACCACACCAGUACUAUCCGACGCCCAGCCGGCGGUACUAUCCUGGGCCACCCGGUCCACCCGGUACCGAGCAUCUGUACGAACAGGCACCACCGGGAGGUGCACCGGUAGUUGGACCGGCACCACCACCGCCACCACCACCACCAUCCGGAGCGCAACUCGUACCUGCCGGUCCGCAAGGUCCACAGCAUCUCGAUCACUAUCCCUAUCCGUACCCUGGUUACGGUAGUCCGGGACCCGGGUCCGGUGGCCAGUGCUACUCGCGGAACCCCCUGCAGCAUCCCUCUCCGUAUAUGGAUGCGCACUACACAACCAAUUGCCCAUGUCCGAUGCAGUGUCCAAAAAACGUCAAUGCUGGGUCCCUUAUUGGUAUCAAGGCCAGUAAGGGCCCAGUAGCCACAAACAACAACAACAACACCAACACCAACAACAACACCAGCAACAACAGUACCAGCGGUAGCAACAGCACCAACAGCAACAACCAUAUCGUACAAAGUCAACCGAGCACGAUGACCAGCACGGAACCGAUCACGAUUUCGUCCAGCUCCAGCUCAUCAUCAUCUUCGACAUCAUCAUCUGCGUCCUCGGCUUCACCGGCGCCCCUUGAUAUUCAUGCGCCGAUCGUAGCCCCGGUUUCGGAACCACCGGCACCAACGGUUCCAACAUCUACUGCUGCAUCACAUACGGUGGCCUCCCAUGGUUAUCACCAUCAUCACCAUCAUCCUACCCCCCAUCAUCAUGCCCCUCUGCAAAGGCCACCGGUGGAGAUGCAUCCAUCGGCGCACCUGCCUACCCAUCAAUACCACCAUCACAAUGUACGGCAGGGUGCUCAAGGAGCACUUCCGGUGGAGUACCAGCAUCCACAAGCAUCUUCAGCAGCAGCGGGUGCACCAGUAACGGUAACAUCGACGGCAUCGAAUCCCUCCGUGCCGGCGUCGGUGAACAGCUCCAUCGCAAAACCAACGGAAACGGAAUAUCCAACGGUAGUUACGACGGCUCCAAGUAAUGGCGAUCGUCACAAUGCGGCCCGAAUGUUUUACAAACCCGACCAACAGCAGCUCAUCAAACCGGAGACAAUGCCGCCCGAACCACACGCGACAUCGAUGCACUACGGUAGUCCGUACCAUCAUCCGCAUCCGCACUACCAUCAUCAUCCCGGGCUGGGAUAUUACCAUCAUCCAGGGCUUUCGGCAGAACUCAAGGAUGAUCUGCAUGGACCACCGCUGGGCGGUAGUGUCCCUACGCCAUACACCGUGGCCAGUGUCGUCUUGCCACACGACAGUCCUACGCGAGGUGCCGGGAAAGCAGCAGCCAAUCAGAUGCAACCACCACGACCACUAGCACCACCGGACGUGCAGCUAGACGAUGCCAAACGGAAGAACCAAACCGAUGAAAAGCAGCACACCACAAUUAAAGCGAUCGUGAAGCAGGAGAUCGAAGAGUUUAAACCUGACUGUCUAUUAACGGUGGCCGACGGGGCGAUUUGUAAGAAGGAAAACUUUGAAGAAACCGGCCCAGCCAUGACGCCCGAGCUACCGCUGCAUGAGUCGAUCGUGAUCAAGAAGGAUCACGAUGAGCAGAAACCGGCACUAGUCCGUCUGCCGGAUGAGCCCAAGCCGGAGGCAGAGAUGGUGAAAGAUGGAUCGCUUCUAAAGCCGCUACUUCAACCGCACCAUCCAGAGCCUAAUGUGCUUCUUUCCUCGCACCAUCAUCUUCAUCAUCAGCAUCACCACAGUGCCAGUACAAAUCUACUACAUCAUCGCGUAAACCACCAGCUGCUGCACCAUGAGCUGACGGCAGACAAAGCGACCGACACCGGUGCACCGGCCCCGGAAGUGGAAGCAGACAGUAAAUGUGCACUCACGGAGCUAGUGCUCACGACGGAAGCCUCGCUAGCGUCGAAAGUAUCGACGGCGGCAGUCACCACGGCAAGUGUUACUAUGACAACCACGACCUGCAGCAGCACCACCAGCACCACGACCAGCACUGUACCGGCGGCCCUGGUAACGACGAUGACGACGGCUGCCAGCAGCAGCAACAGUGGUGCUUGUACGACCAUCAGCCAUCAUGCUAAGGACAUCAGUAGUGAUAGUAGUAUUAGUAUUAGCGAUAGUAUAGUCCCUAGCAUCGAUGGCAAUGGUCGCCUGGAGCACGAUCCGGCCUCUCCGAUAUCGAUUAUUCCGGCUUCGACCGUCAAGCGAAGACCGCUUCUGGUGGCUUGCAAAAAAUCGACCACCAAACAGUCACCCCCGAAUAGCUAUAAGAAUCUGAUCAAACGUACAAAUGGUGACGGUGACAGCGCUGAUGAUGCGGCCCCAGUUGACGAUGCACUCGAUGGCGCUCGAGCUGCCGAAUGUGCUGUAAGGGGAGAUGCUACUGUCGAGCUGAGCGAUGAGGAAGAAGAGGACGAAGAUGAGGAUGAGGAAGAGGAGGAUGAAGAAGAGGAAGAAGACGAAGAGGAAGACGAUGAGGACGAGGUGGAUGAUGUAGUUGAAGGAAAAGAUGUCAUGGGCGAACGGUGCGAGGUGGAAGAUGUGGAAGAUGUAGAGAUGCUCGAACAGGCCCGGCAAGAAGCUGCCCAGCGGCAACGAGUGAAGCGAAGUAGGAUCGCUUCAAAGAUCGCCAUCUGCAAACGCAGCUCCAAAAUGCCCGUGAUCAUCGGCCAUGGAGAGCGUCGAAAGAGCAUCAGUAGCGUCAACGGCAGCAGUAAUCACGGUACCGUUAAUAGUAUUACUGGGAACCGAAAGUUACUGUUACUAACGCACCAGAGCCGCCGAAAGUUGAAGAAACCGGGUACGCCCGUUUCGAGAAAACUCCUAAAGCGAGUGCACCGCGUAUUCCGUACCAGCAUCGAGUCACUCCGGAAGCUGCCACCAAGGUUAGGAGGAGGCCUACUGCCUGCCCGACAUCAGCGUUUCGUACGCAAGCUGCGGUUAUCGAAAUCGCCGGUCCGUUCGAUGAUUCAUGAUGGCACUAGCACCAGUACUUGUGAAGCGGUUGGCGAUCUAAUCGAUAAACAAGAUGCGUCAGUCUCUGCUCCUCCUUUGCACAGCUGUGAGUCAGGUCAGGAGAACAGUCAGGUUGCCGUUUCGUCUGUUAUCACUACCGAAGAGCAGCCGUUGCGUAAACAGCACGACGAGGAUAAAACGACGGAACAUCUUACGAUCGUAGCACAAUCGACUGCCGACGAAAAUCCAGUUAGUAACCAUUUGAUCACCGAAACUACGGCGAAAUCCAUCCUGGAAUCGGCAUCAACGGCGGUGAUAGAAGCAGAACCAGAAAAGCCCAUAUCGAACGUCGAUCGUACGAUUGAUCUCGUAGCCCGGGGAUACUUCUCCGAGCCCGAGAUUCUGCCGAUGGAUCUGAAGAUUCACUCGCGCGGUUGGCUGAAGAAGGUGAAGCAACAGCAGCAACAGGAGGGUCGCUCACAUUCCGAACAAAGCCGUGGAGCUUCGAAGCGCGAUCGAAGCAGCAGUAGUAGUGGCACUAGUACAGACUCCAGUGCUGGUUGUACGAAGAAAACGAAAACAGCGACACCGACGCUAGUGGACGAUCGGACAAUCAAUCGAUCGAAGAACGGUACUACGGUCGAGACUGAGAAGAAAUCAAAAUCCAAAACGAAAAAGAUUCCGCCGGAAUUGGCGAACGGAACUAGUGAACCCGACGGAAACGCUACGAAGAGCAAGAAAAAAUCCAGCUCAAAGGACUCCAAGAAAGAGUCGAAGAAAAAGUCUAAGAAACAGAAGCUCCAGGAUGGCCGCAGUAGUGGCAGCAGCAGCAACAGUGAAGAGCACAGACAAAGUGUUGUUACUCCUGGUGCUGGCUCAAUCCCGAUCGAGGAUGAACUAAGCUGUACAGUAUACCAGCGAGCAACAUCGACGCCAAUUCCUACGGCAAGCAUUCCCGAGAUCGGCGAAGAGCGACGUUGCCUUGUGACUCCAGGCGUUGAUGAUGAGUUACGGAAGGCGAAUCAGCUCGAUGAUAGCGUCACCGGUUGUCAACUGGAUCAAUCUUCGGUGAUUGACGAUCGCGAGACGGAUUUCGAUGAUGCAGCGACUAUGCUUGUUGAGGACGAUGUGGCCAGCGUGGACACCAGUGUACUAAUAACGCGCCACAAUAACAACAAUAACAACAAUAACAAUAGUGCGAUAAUAGAUAAGAACAACCUCGGUGAUGAACAGCAGUUGACGGCGGUGGGAAUGAUCGUACCGGAGCAGCGUCCACUGCAGGCUAUCAUAGCGGAUGGCAAGGAGGGUAGUGAGCUGGAACCACCGGAAGGGAUGGAACCAUUCUUGGAUGAUCCGAUGGAUGAGACUGAUGAUGGUGUACUUCGGUUACAAUCACCACUGUAUCAGCAGCAACAGCAUCAGCAAGAGCUACACUCCCUACAACCAACGACACUGAACCAACAACAGACGACCGUUGGCGAUGCAAUGCACUUGGAUUAUGGUGAUGAGGACGAUGACGAUGAUGACGAUGUACUGCUUGAUGAGGACGGGCAUGGUGGUGAGGAACUGCGACAGAAACGAUCCUCAAACCACCGGUCCGCCAAGAGAAGACGAUCACGCUCGAAAUCGUCCAAAAAGUUUAGCUCCAAGAAACGCCAUCGACCUUCGGCCAAAGGGUGCGAGAUAGAGGAGAUCAUAGUGCCAAGAAAGAGCACCAGCAUACCACGCUGGAGUAAUGGCUGGACCUGGGAAGGCCAACCAUUCCAGGGGAAAGUGUUCUUGAAUAGCGAUGAUGCACCAGUGCUUCGUACCUGCUAUCCGGCAAUGCGUCACUCGGAGGGCGACAUUAUAAGGCCACGCGAUUGUGUACUGCUGCGAGCCGGCAGUAAGCGUGCCGAACUACCGUACGUGGCUAAGGUGGCGCACCUCUGGGAGAAUCCAGAAGAUGGUGAAAUGAUGAUGUCGCUGCUGUGGUAUUAUCGACCGGAGCACACCGAACAAGGCCGCCAGCUAGCGGAUGGACCGGACGAAGUGUUUGCUUCCCGGCACAAGGAUCACAAUAGUGUCGCCUGUAUCGAGGAUAAGUGCUACGUUUUAACGUUUAGCGAAUAUUGCCGGUUCCGCCGCCAGUUGAAGGGUUUGGAGGAGAACGUUGAAGAGCAACCAUCAAUCGUGCCACCGUUGCGAAGGGAAAACCCACGGAUUCCUCCGGCGAUCGUGGCCCCGGAGCUGGUCAUGUACUGCCAGCGAGUAUACGAAUUCCGACUGAAGCGGCUCCUCAAAUCCACCUCCUAGUGAAGGUGGGACUGUGUGCGGCGAAGUCACGGCCACGGCAGAGCCAUCAAACAUGGUAACAGUGGCAGCAACAACGCUGGUAGAGAACCUUCUCACUUUACUCAAACAAUGGUCGAUGAUGCUGGUGCGGGCACCACAACGGAUGAUGGUUCCGGCGGUGUCAUCGUUUGAACAGACGCCGCACGUGACACAGCAGAGGUAAGGGGGGCAACAAUCAAAAUUGUGUCAAAUGGAAGAAAGCUGCAUAGACGACAGUUACAUAUCGAGGAUCCUCCGUGCAUUGCCAGUUGAUCCACACUCACACAAACACUUCACACACAUUCACACACAAACACACACAUCCGGUCUAGUCUUGAACGCACCGAGCUGAUGAGGCUCAUCAGCAGACUAUUAAUAUUGCGCUAAGCUACAAACAGUUAGAUUCGUUUAAGGAUUCGUUUAGAACACGUAUUAUUAGGUUGUACAGUUUCGUUUUUUUUUUAAUUUGUUUUCGUGAACUCUCUUCCCACUCUCUCUAUCUGUCUCUCUGCUCACUGUUCUACUGUUCGGUAUUUCGGUACCGGUUAUUUAAAAUGCAACAAAAUUUGUUACUAAUUUGGCCAACAACCUGUUAAUAAUAUUAUUUGUACAUACGGAGAUUCAGAUUUAAGAUUGCGUUUGGUUCUUAAGCGGCGCCCGUGCUCCCGCGUGAAGCCAUCUUUCUCAGUGUACGUAACACAAACUUUGCAGCUCAGUUUGCUCCCUACGAGUGCGCACAAACCAGAAGAAUAGUAAUCAAAAGACAAUCCUUUUUCUCGGAGGAACCACACCGAUUGGCCGAUUUACGAUUGCGCAACAAAACGAUGCACAUGUCGCGAGGUGCGAGUACGAAGCUGGUUUCUCGCCAAAUUCAACGAGCCUGGUUGGUUGAAUGUGCGUGCCUGUGUGUGUGUGUGUAUAUGCUAAAUGCUAUCGAUACUCGGAUGCAAACUCAGGAUUAAUGCUGCGAUAGCACAGCUACCGAGCGUGAAAACAUGAGGGAGAAAAGGAUAAGCUAAGCGGAGCGCAACAACAACACAAAGAAAAGUAACAUUUAAAAUGCAUUUGAUAUAUUCACUAUUGAUCGCGUGGCGAACAAUUAGGGAGGGAGCAGUUUGUGUGGGGGAAGUAUGCGAAAGGUGUACACUAGUGUCCUUGUAGAGGGGUUUGAUGAAGUCAAGUAACAACAAUAAAGUAAAUAAAUGUGUCGCGAUAACUAUAAACUGAAGCGACACUGCUUAGCGAAGUGAGAAAGUGGGUGCGAAGCG
Messenger RNA from Anopheles darlingi, 14024 nucleotides. RefSeq lists its product as uncharacterized. The record is from RefSeq and is a predicted model, not a curated record. NCBI's taxonomy places the organism in Eukaryota, Metazoa, Arthropoda, Insecta, Diptera, Culicidae. Bases 1243 to 12738 code for a protein of 3831 amino acids. Gene Ontology annotation, molecular function: chromatin binding. The transcript has 13 exons.